Molecule: messenger RNA, 1137 nt
Organism: Leptinotarsa decemlineata (Colorado potato beetle)
Lineage: Eukaryota; Metazoa; Arthropoda; Insecta; Coleoptera; Chrysomelidae
Product: zinc finger Y-chromosomal protein
Biological process (GO): regulation of transcription by RNA polymerase II
Cellular component (GO): nucleoplasm
Molecular function (GO): DNA-binding transcription repressor activity, RNA polymerase II-specific; RNA polymerase II cis-regulatory region sequence-specific DNA binding
Source: RefSeq, a predicted model, not a curated record
AUGGAUAAAUAUGAGGAAAUACUGUCACUUUCAUGCAAUGAUGGAGAUAAGUUACUUCGAAGGUUUCCUUCAAAAGAGGAUCUGAAAUUCCAUAUCAAAAUACAUCCUCCCUAUAUUUGUGAAAAAUGUGGUAAGGGCUUUGCUAAUAGUCAUCUACUGUAUCUACAUCAAAUUGUCCACAAUGAUCCAAACAGUUACAUUUGUGAAGUUUGUGGAAAAUUAUAUAAAAGUCCUGCUCAGUUGAGGGUACAUCAAUUGUUACAUAAAAAUAUCUCGCACUUAUGUGAUAAAUGCCCAAAAGAGUUUAAGACUGCUAACUCAUUGAGAAAUCACUUAAAAUUCACCCAUAAUGAAGGUAUAACUAGAACUUGGACAUGUAAGGAAUGUGGAAGAGUUUUCAAAAAAUUCUGUGUGUUCACAGCACAUCAUAGGCAAAUCCAUCUCAGGGAUGGACCUUUGAAGUGUGAUAUUUGCGGGCAAGGAUUUGGACGAUCUGACUACUUGAAACGGCAUAAACAACGUCACAUCAGACAUGAAAAAAAGAUCUGUGGCAAAAUCCGUCUCAGGGAUGGACCUUGGAAGUGUGAUAUUUGUGGGAAAGAAUUUGGACAACCUGACUACUUAAAACGACAUAAACGACGUCACAUCAGACAUGAAGAAAAAAUCUGUGGACCUUAUCAAUGUCAAAUAUGUACGAAAAAAUUCAAAACGAUGGAAAAUUUGAAAUUGCACAUUCGCAGUCAUGGAAGGUUAUCUCGAUUCAACUGUAAAUAUUGCACCAGUACUUUCAAAAAUAAAUAUCAACGGAACAGACACGAGAAGCUUCACGAAAAAUGUGAAUCGUUACUGAAAUACAGGUGUAAAAUUUGUUGGAGAAGGAUGAAAAGCCAAGAAGAGUUGGAUAUACAUUCUUUGAACCAUGACCAUUUUAAAUAUAAGUGUGAUACAUGUGGAGAAUAUUUUGCGAGAAAAUAUUUGUUAAAUGAGCACAUGGUGAAUAUUCAUGUUGAGGAUAGGGAUGCUGAAGAAGAAUACCAAAAUCUCCUCUCAACAGGUCUUGGCCCACUAUAUGAAUAAUAUUUUCAUUUUUCAUUUAUGGCAAUCCAACUAUGAUCAUUAAAUGUAAGUUAAAUGACA